CUCGUGCUCGCGAGCAAGUACACGCAGGACGGCGCGAUGCUGAAUGGCCACUGGGCAGUGUGCACCGCGGGACUGUUCACGACGCGUGAGGUGGGAAGGAUCGAGCGCGAUCUACUGAGUGUGUUACGCUGGGACCUGGGCGUCAGGGAGGCGGAGGUGGAGGUACAGUGUGAGAAUGUGCAGAAACAGAAAUGGGCUGACGCGGCGGGAGAGGGUGGAGUAGCAGAAGCCCAACUCUUGUCCGGACGCACUCGAUCGACGGGUAAUCGUCACCGGAGAAGGAUGCCGACGAUGUGUGCUGUUCCGGACCUGGACUCGAGCCCUGCAAGCAGCUGCAGCAGCCUUUCACCCCGCACGCCGGAGGACCUCUUGCGGCCCUCAUAUCAUCCGAGAAAGAUGUCCCAGUUGACGAUGUCUAUGAUGUAUGCCGUGGAAGAGGGUGUUCCCGGCAUUCUCGUCUCAGGGUAGCGUGAAUGUUUUACCACUCUUUUUCAUGGCUUUGCCGCCCCUGCCGCCCGCGUCAUCGUGUUGCCCGCCAUGGAUCCUACACAGUACGCCGUUGUACUGUACACGGUGUAAACUUGUCAUCAUGCGCCUGCACGUGCUCUUGUUUUUGAACAAUAGAAUUCUCC
Molecule: messenger RNA, 632 nt
Organism: Mycena citricolor
Lineage: Eukaryota; Fungi; Basidiomycota; Agaricomycetes; Agaricales; Mycenaceae
Source: the annotation of a GenBank genome assembly